GUUAUUUUAGUUCUCGAUAUUCUUAACUCUAAAUACCCUAAUAGCUCUAUUUCUAUUAAGCAGAUUUAUAUAUAUCUUAAGGAAAUUCUGCCAGAACUAACUGAUUUAUUUGAGAUAAUUCUUAUAUAUAAUAGAGAAAACCUUAAGUAG
This is a messenger RNA of Hyaloscypha bicolor E, 150 nucleotides long. RefSeq lists its product as uncharacterized. The annotation marks the transcript as partial. Lineage: Eukaryota; Fungi; Ascomycota; Leotiomycetes; Helotiales; Hyaloscyphaceae. The transcript has a single exon. The record is from RefSeq and is a predicted model, not a curated record.